UUUCUCAGUAACUAAUGAACGGAUUUGAUUUCGGUUUUCACUAACGGAUAGUGGGUACUUAGUACUUACUACUUUGUUGCAAUUCAAACGAAAAUCAAAUAAAUAAUAAACACGAUAACGAUAUAAUAACACAAAUUAAAAAAGAGAGGGAAAAACACGUCUUGUUUUUAAUUAAUUGACCAUCAAUGAUAUCUUAUCAUUGGCGAACACAAUUUUUGUUUUCGAACACGAGAUACAGAAUUUAAUAUUAUGUAUAGAUAUUAUUAAUUUAUAUGUUUUAUUAAACUUUCAUUGUACACAACGUUAAAUUUAUUUAAACUUACAACCGAUGAAAAAUAUUUUAAGUGUGUAACGUUUCACCAGUUUUUAAUACUACACCAUGGCGAGUGUCCGAGACAGUGAUAUCUCACUGUGGCUUCAUAACAAAUUAGGAACGACCAACGAUACUUGGAUUAGCGGUUCAAUAUGCACGCAGCUUACGUCCGACGUGUUGCGUAACAUAAAAGAUUGUUUUCCCGACUUGCAAACGCAGGUCAAGCUUAAAUUGUUAUUGUCAUUUUUUCAUAUUCCCCGGAGAAAUAUUGCCGAAUGGCGAACAGAACUAGAAGAAAUUUUAGAAGUAGCUUGUGUCGACAGUGAACAAUGGGUUUCCAUGUUGGCCGAAAUGAUGAAGACAUUUCCUUCUACUGGCAAUUUAAACGUCACAGAGUUUUUUCACAACGAAGAUAAUAAUAGAAUAUUCAAUGAUUUAAUCAGCGAUUUAAAAAAAUUAGUUAGAAAAAAUUUGGACUAUACCAUGUUGCCUUUAGAAUGUCUUUAUUUAAACAAAAAUGCUUUAAUUAAUGUGGUCGGUCAGUCGCCCACAUCGGUUAAACAUUUCAAUUUAAAAAGAAAACCAAAAGCUGCAGCUAUCAAAGCGGAAUUGUUACAAAAAGCUACAGAUGCGGCUAAUAACAUUAAAAAACACACAGCUCCUGCCGUUCCAGUACGAUCGAGAGGCAUGCCUCGAAAAAUGACUGAUACAACUCCUUUGAAGGGUAUACCCAGUCGUUCAAUACCUAGUGGUGGUUUCCGUUCGAAUCCUUUGAACAACACUCUGACGACUCCCUCGAGACCAGGAAUGCGCAAAGACUGUGGUAUUAAAAUAUUAGAAAUUACCGAACAGCCUAUUGGUUACGCCCAAGCGAAAAAACGAAAGAGGGCCGAAAUGGAAGAAAGUAAACGUCUCUUGGAGGCCAACAGUGUUCCCACUUCUGGUCCGUCCUUACCAAAUUCAAAAACGGAAGUUACGUCUACUACUCCAGAUUAUGCUGCCGGUCUAGCUCCGUUGAAUCCGCCAACCCCAGCGCCUCCUACACCUCAACAUGUACCCAGUUAUAUAGCACCAGCUACGCCUUUGCCUCCAGAACCUAUUAUCAACGAACCUCCGAGUGUUCCCAGCACACCUCAACCAGCCGUUGAAACUCCACCGGCCCCAGCUGCAUCCAAAGUUAUUCACCCACCUAUGGUCCAGAUGCAAGUACGUUCUCAAACUGCCCAAGUCGGUUCGUCGACAACAACCUCGACAAAUACGGCACCGACCCAAUUAUCUCUUACUAGGAGCCAAAUGGAAGAGGCUCAAGAUAUGUUCCGAAAUGCUAACAAAGUCACGCGUCCUGAAAAAGCCUUAAUAUUAGGUUUCAUGGCUGGAAGUCGAGACAAUCCGUGCCCGCAACUAGGCAGCCUCGUAACUGUGAAACUAAGCGAAGACCACGAAACGGUUUUGCAGAAUGACCACACUCUAGUUAAUAUGUUAGUUGAAACACAUUUCCAAAUGAAUUACAACACGGGUGAAUGGAAACGAAUUAAGAAAUACAUCGAGUUGGACAGAACGAGUAUGCCGGUCGCCAGUAGUCAACUCGCUGCGUUAGCAGCCGCCGCCACAGCAUUACAAAAUCAAUCUUGACUAACUCACCAAUUUGUGGGCCACCCUAGAAAUUUCCAGUUGUAUAAAGCCUGUUGAUUUAUAUUGAUUCGAAUACAAAAGCAACAAUUUUCCCAUCUUACAAAAAGACAUUUUGUUUGUAUCAAACAGCGAGUCGCUUAGUGGUGUUUAUUGAAAAGACUUAUAUUUUAAAAAUGUGUAUAACAAAUUUAAACUCUAUGUAUGAAUAAAAACAUUAAAACGCUAAC
Messenger RNA from Adelges cooleyi (spruce gall adelgid), 2172 nucleotides. RefSeq names its product negative elongation factor A (gene Nelf-A). The transcript has 11 exons. Gene Ontology annotation, biological process: negative regulation of transcription elongation by RNA polymerase II. The record is from RefSeq and is a predicted model, not a curated record. Gene Ontology annotation, cellular component: NELF complex. NCBI's taxonomy places the organism in Eukaryota, Metazoa, Arthropoda, Insecta, Hemiptera, Adelgidae. The coding region runs from base 380 to 1945 and encodes 521 amino acids.